AAAGAACCAAGUUUUUCCACUUGCCACAGUGUGAAGGUGAAGCACAAAGCACCUGUAAAGAAGGCUGACUGAUUGAAAGAAACUGUGUUGAAAAGAGGGUACUCUUGUUGAGGCUGAUGGUAAAUGUGCUUGAGGCAGCCAAAAGAAACACACAUCCUCUUUCACCUGGCCUUCAGACGAUUUUCAGAUCGGAAAUACUUGGGAAAAUAUUUUGAGGUCCUUCUGAACAUAUUUUUCUGAGAAGUGUACUGCCAAAAUGAAUUUUACAGACCCUCGUUCCACAGAUUACCCCUAUUAUUCAGACUAUGCUUCUCUGAUCAUGCCACCUUGUUCUAAGCUGGAAGUCAGGAACUUCACAAAAGCAUUUCUGCCAGUUGCAUAUUCAUUAAUUUGUAUCAUCGGCCUCUUUGGCAACAUCUUUGUGGUGAUGACUUUCGCUUUAUAUGAAAGAGCCAAGUCCAUGACGGAUGUGUACCUCUUCAACAUGGCCAUAGCAGACAUACUGUUUGUUCUUACUCUUCCACUGUGGGCAGUGAAUUAUGCUGCUGAUGAAUGGAUUUUUGGUGAUUUUAUUUGCAAAAUGACUAGAGGUAUCUAUGCAGUCAACUUCAGCUGUGGCAUACUGCUUUUGGCCUUUAUCAGCGUGGACCGGUACAUUGCUAUCGUACAGGCAACAAAGUCCUUUAAACUCAGGGCGAGGGCUCUCGCACAUAGUAAACUCAUUUGUUUGGCUGUGUGGAUAUCAUCAAUUUUAAUCUCUAGUCCCUCUUUUCUGUACAGUGAAAGUUACAGCUUCUCCAUGAAUGAAACCAAAGAGAUUUGUGAUCACAGAUCUGCCAGAGUGUCUGAAAGCACAAUGCUGAAAUCGCUGCUGCUAUGGCUACAAGUUGCAUUUGGAUUUUUUAUACCUUUCAUAUUCAUGGUUUUUUGCUACACCUUCAUUGUCAAAUCCUUACAACAAGCUCAGAAUUCCAAAAGAAACAAAGCAAUUCGUGUGAUUGUAUUAAUUGUAGCUGUUUUCCUAGUUUGCCAGGUACCUUAUAACAUUGUUCUUCUCAUAAUAGCUGUCAACAUGGGCAAGAUUGACAAAUCUUGUGACAAUGACAAGAUAAUGGCUUACGCAAAAUACACCACUGAAGCCAUAGCAUUUUUACACUGUUGUGUGAACCCUGUGCUCUAUGCAUUUAUUGGAGUGAAGUUCAGAAGUUAUUUUGUGAAGAUAAUGAAGGAGCUAUGGUGUAAGAGACACAAGAAAGACAAUAAACGUAGUUCAAGGACAAACUCUGAUACUUAUCAUUCAAGACAGACUAGUGAAAUUCUGACUGACAAUGGGUCAUCUUUUACUAUAUAAUACAAUUUGAACAACAUUAGUAGUGAAGGACUCUUCUCACCAAGAAACCAAAACCAAUGUCACUGUGCAUGUGAUAGCAAGUCAACUGAGCUUGUCCAGCGCCUCUAAAUGAGAUCCAAUAAUCUACACCUCCAUUUAAGAAAUUAAUUUAGAUAAAGGAAUAAUACUGUCCUGUGUAAAACUAAAGCCUUAGUCACUUCUCUUAAUGCUCUUCUAAACUAUAUCCUCUUGGAAUUAUAAAGAAAAUAAAGUUUAAAGAGGAAUCCUCAUCAUUGUGUAAGGAAAAAUUGUAUCUCAUCUGUCCUACAACAUUGAAAUAUCCCAAAAUAAUAAGUAAAUGAAUAAGGUUAUGUCUAGGCUCUAUCUUACUUUCAUGUUGUUUCUGUUAAUUACUUCUACCUGGAAAUCCUAGUGAAGUGUAGCUCUCCACUGUGCUUAUAUUGCAGACAGGUCACAUUGUGACAAUACUAACCCAAAGAAAUGGCAUUUGAGCAAAGCACGACAAGGAAUGCAAACUACAAAAUGAAAAAAACAGGCUCAGGACUGCUGCCAUAUCUGGGUGCUUGGUCUUGGAAAUCUUUGCCCAGUGCUAUUCUGAUCAGAGAGUGAAGCUUUGCUAGAGUUUCCUCUCAUUGUUUGGCACAGGAUUCAGAUGCUGGAAUCCAACAAAGCUGAUAACCUGAUGAAUAUCUCUUUGUAAAAAGUUGCCUCCUUCUAGCUGAAAUUCACACUCUACUUUUUAAAAGGCAACUAACUGGAUAAAACUGCAAUUAUUCUAACACAAUUUGUUGGGAUGUGAUUGAUUUGUGACAAAAUAUGAAGCAUUUCUUUGUAUUUAGCUACUGCUAGCAGAGAUUCCUUAGGAAUGCACUUACCAGCUCAAAUAUGCAUAUAUACAGUUUCAGAAAUUAGUUAGAAGUUAUUGUCUAAAAAAAGAGCAGAAUCUGACUUAAUUCAGCCAAAAUUUUUACUGAGUCAGUAUUUGACUCACUAUGAAUAUAGGAAUAUUUAUAAUAAAUGCAUUUUGUUUUACCUAGCCUUGACUUUUCAGCAAAUCCUCAGUGGAUCUUCUGCUUAUUGAGUGAGCUUUGUCACUGUUGCAGUCACUGUGGGAUGGUGAGGUAGACAGAAGCAGGAGCUGAAGAUCCCUUGAGGAAAUCAUUAAUAAGGCACAUGAAACUAGUACUGCCUUGGCUGGUACAAUGCAUCCUUGUUUCCACUGCAGUGUCAGGUUUUUAAAUAUCAGGACCAGAUAUUAUAAAGAUUGCAUAUAUUUAUCAAACCUGAAUAGCAAUUUUGCAAGAAUAUGAUAGAAAAUUAUGUAAAUACAGAUGCAUGUAUUUGCUGUACAUAGCAAUGAUGAUUUUCUGGAAGAGAAGCCAGCAAAUAAAAGUUGUAACUGAAAA
Molecule: messenger RNA, 2757 nt
Organism: Motacilla alba alba
Lineage: Eukaryota; Metazoa; Chordata; Aves; Passeriformes; Motacillidae
Gene: CCR6
Product: C-C motif chemokine receptor 6
Exons: 4
Coding region: 257-1351 (364 amino acids)
Biological process (GO): positive regulation of dendritic cell chemotaxis; G protein-coupled receptor signaling pathway; thymocyte migration
Cellular component (GO): membrane
Molecular function (GO): chemokine receptor activity
Source: RefSeq, a predicted model, not a curated record